Messenger RNA from Eublepharis macularius, 957 nucleotides. Its product is annotated as olfactory receptor 5V1-like. NCBI's taxonomy places the organism in Eukaryota, Metazoa, Chordata, Lepidosauria, Squamata, Eublepharidae. Gene Ontology annotation, cellular component: membrane. The coding region runs from base 1 to 957 and encodes 318 amino acids. The transcript is spliced from 2 exons. Gene Ontology annotation, molecular function: olfactory receptor activity; G protein-coupled receptor activity. The record is from RefSeq and is a predicted model, not a curated record. Gene Ontology annotation, biological process: G protein-coupled receptor signaling pathway.
AUGGCUGUCAGCUUCAGAGGAAAGACUGCAAACCAAACUUCUGUCCAAGAAUUCAUACUCCUGGGAUUCACCAACCAUCCUGAAUUACAAAUGCUUUUCUUCUUGGUCUUCUCCAUCAUUUACACAGUGGCUUUCAUGGGGAAUCUUCUCAUCCUUCUGGUCAUUAUUGCUGACAGCCAUCUUCACACACCCAUGUACUUCCUUCUAGGCAACCUGUCCUUCAUAGACAUGUGCUAUAUGUCUGGUACCAUCCCUCAAAUGUUGGCCAACUUCCUUCGAGAGUCAAAGACCAUUUCUUACAGUGCAUGCAUGGCUCAGCUCUUUGCUCUUAUUUCUUGUGUGGGCUCAGAGUGCAUCCUCCUAGCAGCUAUGGCUUAUGACAGAUAUGUAGCUAUAUGUCACCCACUUCUGUACAUGGUCAUUAUGAACAGGAAAGUGUGCCUCCAGAUGGUGGCUGCAUCUUGGAUGGGAGGUUUUCUGAAUUCUUUUGUGCACACCCUUCUGACAUCUGCCUUGACCUUCUGUGGUCCCAAGGAGAUCCGCCAUUUUAUGUGUGACGUUCCUCCACUCUUGGAGUUGUCCUGCACAGACACAGCCCUUAAUAAUACUGUACUCCAUACAGCCAGCGUGUUCAUCGGCAUCAGCCCCUGCUUGUUCAUUGUGAUUUCAUACAUCUUCAUUGUUUUAGCCAUCCUUCGGAUCCGCUCCUCUGAGGGCAGACACAAAGCCUUCUCCACUUGCACUUCCCACCUGACUGUGGUCAUCACGUUCUUUGGAACAGCUCUCUUUAAUUACAAUCGAUCCAAUGCAGGCUAUUCCCUGGAUAUAGACAUCCUGGUCUCGACUCUGUAUUGCAUUGUAACCCCCACGUUGAACCCCAUCAUAUACAGCCUGCGGAACCAGGAAGUGAAGGGAGCCCUCAGGAAACUGCUGUGUAGAAAGCAGGCCAUGUUCUGA